AAUCGAAUCGACACUAUGUCGUUGCUAUGUCGUGUCGUUUAACCGUUUAAGCGGGAAGUGCGAUUGUUGAAACCUAUGUCUUGUCGGUUCUCACGACAUAGGGCGGUUAAGCGCCGACAAACUAACGGCACCUCCGGAGGACCCGAUAAAGGCUUUGUCGAUGAAUAACCUUAAAUUUGUUUCGUGUGCUUUAUGAAAAAGUGUAAAUCCUUCAAAGUGAAGUGGAAAAGUUCUGUGAUUGAAGUUUUUUUGCAGUGUUUUUUUGUUGUUUGAAAUCUGGUUCAAAAUUUGAAUAUCCCGCCGAAUCGAAAGACGUAAGUUGCAAUUAUAUACUUCUAGGUGGCGCUACGGCGCUACUCCCUCCAUUUCUUAUUUAUUAUUGUUUAUUGUUUACAUCUCUUAUCAAUGCAAAUGUGCAUUCAUAUCGAAUUCACAGUUUACUUCACACAAUGAAAAAUCGUUGAAUUUUCACUUUGUUACUUUUCAUUUUCUUAGUGGAAACGACAUGGAUUCAAAAUGUAAUCUACUCAACUUCUCAAGUGUAUUGUUGCUUAUUAUUGUAACAAUAAGAAAAGUGCUUACCUCACAGUUUUGGUCCUCUUGUCAGUCUCUCAGUCAGUGAUCUUUCUCUGCUGAAUGUGCAAGUGAUGAGUAACUCUUAAUUCCAAGGAAAAAGUAUAUUCUCUUUUAAAUUAUCAUCUAAAGUUCUCACUAGUGUUGUGUCAAAUAAUGCUUCGCUCCAUUAAGGGGCAAAUUAUGAAGUUCAUUUCAUCGUAAGCUACCAAGCGUCAGAGUAUUCUCCUUUUGCUGCUGGUAUGAAGCUGAUGGUAGAGCUUCCCAAGAGUGAAAGAGAGUGCUCUCUCGCAGUUUUUUUGCAUCAUGAUAGUAUUUCAUAACUGUUACUUGUCGCAGAUGGCUUGGGCAUUGGAGAUGCUGCCGGUCCUUGCCCACCUCCAAAAUCUCCAUGAUUUGAUGGAGGAAGAGGAUGCCGUGCAGAACUGGCGGGUGGAGAGGAAGCGGUUAAGGGAUUCCUGCGACCCAUUCAUGGCCCCGAAGCGGCAGUUCCAGCAAAACUUCCGCAUCUCGAAGAAUGUGGCACGAGCCCUGAUCCAGAGGCUCGCGCCUCACUUCCCGCCGACACGGAGGUCGUCGCUGACUCCAACCCACAGGGUCCUCGCCGCGCUGAAAUUUUUUGCGAGUGGCAGCUACCAGCGAGGCUGCGUGGCGGAGCACAAUGCCAUCAAUAUGUGCCAGACUUCUGUCAGUGACAGCCUGGCAAAGGUGAUGGAAGCAAUGAUCGUAGAAUUGGGGGCAGAGGUGAUCAGAUUCCCUCAAACAGCAGAGGAGAGAGCUGCUGUGCAAUUAGGAUUCUACGAGAAGUUUGGUAUGCCAGGUGUAAUUGGUGCUAUUGAUGGCACUCUCAUAUGCAUUAAACCUCCAAUAUUGAAUGAAGAGCAAUUUUUUAGCCGGAAACAAAGCCAUUCAAUAAACACCCAAAUAAUUUGUGAUAGCAACCUGAAAAUUUUAAAUGUUAAUCCAAGGCACGGAGGAGCGACCAACGACGCUUUUAUCUGGUCACAUUCUACAGUAUUCCAAUACCUCAGGGAUCUUGUAAUCAACCAAGGAGUACCCUAUGUUUGGCUAUUGGGAGACAGCGGGUAUCCACUUCAGCCAUGGCUCCUGACACCCAUUGUUGGUGCAGACCCUGAUUCUCCUCAAGGGCGGUACACAAAGGCACAUAUCCUCGCCAGAAAUACCGUUGAAAGAGUUAAUGGCGUUUUGAAACAAAAAUGGAGAUGUGUCAAGAAGGAUCGUGUUCUCCAUUAUGACCCUGCAGCUGCGAGAAAAAUCAUCAAUUGUUGCGCCAUCCUCCACAAUAUCGCACUGCAAGCUAUGCCAGACUGGCUGGACGAUGAGGAGCUACCUGCACCUCCUGUGAUAGAACCAGUGGAACCAGUGGUGGGAAAUCACUACCUCGAGAGAGGUAGACAGGUCCGCGCCAAUCUUAUCACUGCUCGCUACACGUAGUCUGCAGCAGGUCAACCUUUCGCUUGCACAUGACC
This is a messenger RNA of Bemisia tabaci, 2063 nucleotides long. Its product is annotated as putative nuclease HARBI1. The record is from RefSeq and is a predicted model, not a curated record. Lineage: Eukaryota; Metazoa; Arthropoda; Insecta; Hemiptera; Aleyrodidae.